AUGGCUGUUUCGAGCGGGUUUGCAGGGGUCAAUUUCGAGACUCUUCUCAUCAGCAGCAGCGCAGCGACCGCCUCAUCAUCGUCGUUAUCUACGCCGAAUCAUAUUUGGGUUUUCUGCAAACCAGCUCGAACCAGAAGAAACAGCCUGGUUAAGAAAAAUGGUUGGGGUUCAUCGUCAAACCCUGCGAUCAGGUGCGAGAUUGCUGCGUCGGAUGUCUUGGUUCAGACCACUGACAAUUCCAAUUCGGCUUCUUCUUCCUCUUCUAGAUCUUCCAGUCUCUCUGCUCUCGAACUGCUCAAGACAUCUGCAGCUGACAGGUAUACUAAGGAAAGGAGCAGCAUUGUAGUCAUUGGGCUUAGUGUGCACACUACACCUGUUGAAAUGCGUGAAAAACUUGCCAUUCCUGAAGCAGAAUGGCCACGAGCUAUUGGGGAGCUUUGCAGUUUAAACCAUAUAGAAGAAGCUGCUGUUCUUAGUACCUGCAACAGGAUGGAGAUAUAUGUUGUUGCUCUAUCUCAGCACCGUGGAGUCAAAGAAGUGACUGAAUGGAUGUCAAAGAUAGCCCAGGGAGGCUUUCAGCGAAAUGGUCUGACCAGGGCUAUAGUUUGCUCAUGUGUUUAG
Messenger RNA from Ilex paraguariensis (yerba mate), 621 nucleotides. Lineage: Eukaryota; Viridiplantae; Streptophyta; Magnoliopsida; Aquifoliales; Aquifoliaceae. The record is from the annotation of a GenBank genome assembly.